Pararge aegeria (speckled wood butterfly) is the source of this 1212-nucleotide messenger RNA. RefSeq names its product optic atrophy 3 protein homolog. Lineage: Eukaryota; Metazoa; Arthropoda; Insecta; Lepidoptera; Nymphalidae. Gene Ontology annotation, biological process: regulation of lipid metabolic process. Gene Ontology annotation, cellular component: mitochondrion. The transcript has 4 exons. The coding region runs from base 142 to 927 and encodes 261 amino acids. The record is from RefSeq and is a predicted model, not a curated record.
AAAAGCCAAAGUCAAGCAGUCAAAAGUCAAAACGAUAGAUUCUUUUUAAAAAAUAUUUUAAUUAACUUUAUUAGUAGAAUAUAAGACUACAAUCUAUCUAAAUCUAUAGAUUGAAUCUCGAUUCAUUGGUUAUUCGAAAUAAUGGUUGUUGGAGCGUUUCCCAUCGCGAAAUUAUCCGUAUUGCUAGUUAAACAGAUCAGCAAACCCAUUGCCAAUGUAUGUAAAGAAAGGGCCAAAAAUAGUCCUUUUUUCAGAACUUAUGUGUGUAUGCCACCAGCUCAAUUUUACAACUGGUGUGAAGUAAAGGCUAAAAUGUGGAUUUUAAACUUGGGGAAACCAGUAAAUAUUCCAGUGCUAAGUCAAGAAAUGGCUAUAGAACUAGGAGCGAAUCUGCUUGGUGAAUCAGUAAUAUUUGUUAUAGGAGCCGGCCUGCUUAUUAUUGAAUAUAAUAGGCAAAGUAAAAAAGAAGCAGCAAAAGAAGCAAAACGUGAAGAGGAAAUGAAACACAUCACAGGAACAAUAACAGAUCUUUAUUUUACUGUUCAACAGCAACAGACACAACUUAGGGAGAUGGAAAGAAUGAUGCACACUUUGGGUGGAAAAAAGCUGCCUUCCAUUUCUCCACCAUCAAGUGCACCGUCAGGACCAACUCCACCACCUACACCUCCAACUCCAAAGCCACAGCACAUUAAUCACAUUAUGGAAUAUGACAGGACUCUAUCUUUGACUCCAUAUCCUGAUAAGGGUGUAAUUCUGCAAUCGCUAAAUUAUAUACAAAUGGAUGUCUUUAGCUCCUAUUUUAAUGACUCAAACCAAAAUGAAACAAACCAAAGGGUUGAUAUAUCGCAAGCUUAUUCCAAAAGAGAACCUGCAUUACUAUCUGAAGCAUUGCAUAAUAUAGAAAACAAUUUUAGAAGCUUAUUUUAGGUUAUUUAAAUACUGUACAGUGGUUGAAAAUUUGUAGUCUAUUUAUUUAUAAAAUAUGUAAGAUAGUUUUUUUGUAAGACAUGGUAUGUUUCAAGUCACAAGUAUGAAAUACUGUAAUUUAUAAGCCAGUAACAUUUUACAAAUCAAUUAUUUUGAUUUUCAGUGAGUAAAAAGUUUUUUAGUAAACUGUAAUAUUAUUGCUAAAAUAUUAUUUUAAAUAAUUUGUAAAUGUUUGAGGCAAUAUAUGAUAUGGAGCCAGUGGUCAAAUAAAAUUAAAAAAUAUAA